Budorcas taxicolor (takin) is the source of this 740-nucleotide messenger RNA. It is a transcript of the gene SKA2, whose product is annotated as spindle and kinetochore associated complex subunit 2. Gene Ontology annotation, cellular component: outer kinetochore; spindle microtubule. Gene Ontology annotation, molecular function: microtubule binding. The record is from RefSeq and is a predicted model, not a curated record. Lineage: Eukaryota; Metazoa; Chordata; Mammalia; Artiodactyla; Bovidae. The transcript is spliced from 3 exons. Gene Ontology annotation, biological process: cell division; mitotic cell cycle; chromosome segregation.
AUGAUCUAUGCUGAUCUUUAGUUCCAGAAAGCUGACUCUGAUCUGGACUACAUUCAGUACAGGCUGGAAUAUGAAAUCAAGACUAAUUAUCCUGAUUCAGGAGGCAAGAAAAAUCCAGUUACACUUUUAAAGGAAUUGUCAGCAAUAAAGUCUCGAUAUCAAACUUUGCAAGUUCGCUUUAAACCAAUUGCUGUGGAGCAGAAAGAGACUAAGAGCCGCAUUUGUGCUACUUUCAAUAAGACUAUGACCUUGAUACAGGAACUGCAGAAGGAAACAGACCUGGAGUUGUUACCACUGACUGAAGAAGAGAAAACUGCGGCAGAGCAAUUAAGAGCUCACCUGUCAGACUUAUGAGGAAGAAAUGGACUUGCAAAAAGGAACUCUGAUGGGGAAGAAAUCAAUCCCAUAAAUUUAGGAAGAUGUCUUGUUAACAUUGAUGACUAUUGGUCAGGAGAUGACAAAGGAGAUUUGGUUUGGGUGACUGGAUAGUGAUGCCUUCCACAGAAGAAGGGGAUACAAGAGAAGGGCAGAUAUUGUAUUAAUAAAGUUCAGCCAAAGGGGCAGAAUGGAAAUAAAGAGAUUUUUAAAAUAUAUGCACACAUGCUUAGUAAUUUCAGGCAAGGAAAUCCCAACACCAUUUUGUAUCUGUUUUUGUAUAACUGGGAUAACACAGAUGUCCUGACUGACCUAUUGCAAAAGAAUAUUACAUACUAUCAGUCAGUCAGAUGUGAAUGAACAUG